Molecule: messenger RNA, 1441 nt
Organism: Dioscorea cayenensis subsp. rotundata (Guinea yam)
Lineage: Eukaryota; Viridiplantae; Streptophyta; Magnoliopsida; Dioscoreales; Dioscoreaceae
Product: glutamine synthetase nodule isozyme-like
Exons: 13
Coding region: 75-1148 (357 amino acids)
Cellular component (GO): cytoplasm
Molecular function (GO): glutamine synthetase activity
Source: RefSeq, a predicted model, not a curated record
GAAGUUUUUCACAUUUCCUCCUCACAUCUCUUCAUUGUAUACUAUUCCUGGCUUCUUCCUUUACUUCACCAACCAUGUCUCUCAUCAAUGAUCUUGUCAAUCUCAGUCUCUCUGAUCACACAGAUAAGAUCAUUGCUGAGUAUAUCUGGGUUGGAGGGUCUGGAGUUGAUAUCAGAAGCAAAGCAAGGACACUCUCAGGCCCUGUCAAUGAUCCAAGCAAGCUCCCAAAAUGGAACUAUGAUGGCUCCAGCACAGGUCAAGCACCUGGACAGGACAGUGAAGUGAUCUUAUAUCCCCAGGCCAUAUUCAAGGAUCCAUUUAGGAGGGGGAAUAACAUUCUUGUUAUGUGUGAUUGUUAUACACCGGCCGGAGAACCGAUACCGACCAACAAACGCUACAAUGCUGCUAAUAUAUUCAAUCAUCCUGAUGUUGCUGCUGAAGAGCCUUGGUUUGGAAUAGAGCAGGAGUACACUCUUCUGCAGAAAGAUGUCAACUGGCCUGUUGGUUGGCCUUUAGGUGGCUAUCCUGGUCCUCAGGGUCCUUAUUACUGCUCUGUUGGAGCCAAUAAGUGUUUCCGGCGUGAUGUCGUUGAUGCCCAUUACAAGGCUUGCCUUUAUGCAGGAAUCAACAUCAGUGGAAUCAAUGGAGAAGUAAUGCCAGGACAGUGGGAGUUCCAAGUUGGCCCUGCUGUCGGUAUUUCUGCCGGAGAUCAAUUAUGGAUUGCUCGAUACAUCCUUGAGCGAAUCACAGAGUUGGCUGGUGUGGUCCUCUCUUUUGAUCCAAAGCCAAUUCAGGGAGAUUGGAAUGGUGCAGGUGCUCAUACAAACUACAGUACUAAGUCUAUGAGAAAUGAUGGAGGCUACAAUGUAAUAAGGAAAGCGAUCGAAAAUCUUGGUCUGAGACACAAAGAACAUAUUUCUGCUUAUGGAGAAGGCAAUGAACGCCGUCUCACAGGACGACAUGAAACUGCAGAUAUUAACACCUUCAAAUGGGGAGUUGCGGACCGUGGAGCAUCGAUUCGUGUCGGCCGUGACACCGAAAAAAUGGGCAAAGGUUACUUUGAAGACAGGAGGCCAGCUUCAAACAUGGACCCAUAUGUUGUUACUUCCAUGAUUGCUGAGACUACCCUCCUUUGGAAACCAAAUUAAGAAGUUAUCUCUUCCAUGAGAUUUCAAGUUCUUGAGUUCUAUAAUCAGUGCAUUGUCUUUACUUUAGUUCCUAGCUUUCAAUUUGCAUGAAAUCAAAUAAGGAGGCACAAUGCUUACCUGCUACUUCUGCUUUGUUUUGUGCUCUCAAUAAUAUGGAAGACAUAGACUAAUUCUAACUUUCUUCCUUAAGUUCCUCUCUUUUGUUAGUCAGUUUUCACGGUAAUUUCACCGUGCUCCGUUGUAAUCUGGUUUCAUUUUAACAAAGUUAUCCAUUUUUCUUUUUUACUAAAAAA